Messenger RNA from Kwoniella shivajii, 7485 nucleotides. RefSeq lists its product as uncharacterized. Gene Ontology annotation, molecular function: ATP-dependent chromatin remodeler activity; methyltransferase activity; ATP binding. Gene Ontology annotation, biological process: nucleotide-excision repair. Bases 1 to 7485 code for a protein of 2494 amino acids. Gene Ontology annotation, cellular component: nucleus. The transcript is spliced from 14 exons. The record is from RefSeq and is a predicted model, not a curated record. Lineage: Eukaryota; Fungi; Basidiomycota; Tremellomycetes; Tremellales; Cryptococcaceae.
AUGGCUAUCGCCUCCGCUUCUCCCAGUCCAGCUCGAGCUAAUCUACGACGCUCAGCGUCCCAAAAGAAAAUCGUCAAUGUGGAUUUGACGAUGGACAGUGAUGACGAGGAUGUUAUUCCAUCGAAGCGUGACCAAGUUAACGGAGUCAAGAGGAAGCGGAUUGAGUUAUCCGUUACCCCAUCCGAAUCCCCUGAGCCUUCCAGACCUUCUUCAUCAAAAGAUGUACAAGGAGACGACGAUGAAGAUGACGAAGACGAAGAUGUGGAAUAUGAAGUAGAAUACAUAGUAGAUUCAAGAUAUAUCAAAUUCAGAGGGAAGAAAAACUUGGAAUAUUUGAUACACUGGACUGGUUAUUCAAUCAAAGAUAGAAGUUGGACGCAAGCAGAUCAAUUCGAGAACGAUGAUCCACCUGUAUUAGCCUUUUAUAAGAAAAAUCCAACUAAACCAGGUUCAGAUAGAAUUUUAAGUCUCAUUAAGAAUAAAAAAAUCGAUAAAUCUUCGAAAAAGCUCAUUGACGAAGACGCACCUUCAUCAGUGAAGCAGGUAACCUCGAUAAUUGCUUCGUCGGAAAAUAAGGUUGCUUCGCCAGCUAAAGGAUCAUCUUCGCUCAAAGAAGUGACUUCUUCGCCAGUCAAUAAGACAUCUUCGUUGACAUCUUCAUUGAUACAAGGAAAUGAAAGGAAUAAGCAGAACAAUUCUGCUGUUCAAACGAAAUUACCAACAAACGAAAAAACGAAGCCAAAUGGAUCUUUAGGUAUCAAAAGUUUCUUCCAAGUCUUGGAUAAGAAAGGUAAAGGUAAAGAAAACAUCAAACCUCCACAAAUCCAAUCAUCCGAUAUCGAAAUGGACAACACACCGACUGUGACGAGUGGAAGAUCUACCCCUCAGAGACGAUCAGCUGUAAAAUCGAAGAAACCAAUGGCAGAACCCCCGGCGAAGAAGCGCAAAACUAUCGUUUUGUCAGAUGAUGAUCCUGAGCCAUCUAGUGACGGUGAAGAUGAUGGCAGUGACUUCGUAAUGGAGGAAGGAGACGAGAAAGAGAAACCUGAUAGUGAUAACGAUGAAGAUGGUGAUUUCAAGUCUGAUGCUGAUAGUGCUCACGAAGGAGAAGACGAUGAUGAUGAUGACGAACCCGAGGAGGAAGAAGCGAAAACUUCCACUGCUAGAAAGGUAGGGGGUUGGAAUGUCAAAGUCAAAGCUCCUAAGAAAGCGCCUGUCAAUCUUAAAGGAUUCAAGUCCGGUGUGAAACCUUUAGGACAGAAAUUAGAGAUCAGAAAUGCGAUCAAGAACAUGAGUGAGGAUCUUCCACCAAUGAAUGACAUUGAAGUCAUGUUUGAUCAUCUGGUCUCGAGAGUGCCAGACAUCGUGCAACUGGUAGAGAGACUGAAUGGAAGAAAAUUGAGGGUAGCUACAAUGUGCUCAGGCACCGAGUCCCCUCUACUUGCGCUCAAUAUGAUUGCGAAAGCCCUCAAAGUACAACAUAAUCGCACGCUCUCCUUCGACCAUGUGUUUUCCUGUGAGAUUGAGCCAUUCAAACAAGCUUAUAUCGAACGAAACUUUGCGCCUCCGGUCUUGUUUAGGGACGUCACUGAAUUAGGUAGAAAGAAGGCUCACACUGCUUACGGAUCCCUGGUUGAAGUUCCAGGCAAUGUAGACAUUCUGAUCGCCGGGACUUCCUGUGUCGAUUACUCCAACCUGAAUAAUGUCCAACAAGAUAUCGAUGCCAACGGAGAGUCCGGAAGGACUUUCCGGGGAAUGCUCCAGUGGGUCAAAAAGCAUCAACCUCCAGUAGUCAUCUUGGAGAAUGUGUGCAAUGCACCUUGGGACAAAGUCGUAGGAUACUUUGCACAAAUCGACUAUGACGCUCAAUUCACUCGACUUGAUACCAAAGAAUUCUACAUCCCACAUACACGGACCCGAGUCUACCUAUUCGCUACUCCUUGUAAGAAAAACGAUACAUCAAACUUGGCCGAGAAAUGGGCUUUGUCUGUGAAAGACAUGCGUCGGCCAUGGUCCUCUCCCUUUGAAGCGUUCUUACUUCACACCGACGACCCAAAUAUCCAUCGAGCUCGACUGGACCUUGCUUCCGCCAAAGAGCAGAAAGAUGGCACUCAACGAAAAGCGACCGAUUGGGGUCGAUGCGAAUCUCGACAUCAUCGUGCUCGACAAGACGAGGCUCUUGGUAUCUUACGACCCCUCACAUCUUGGCAAGAAGCCGGAGUCUGUAAAGGCCUCGACUGGACCUGGAACGAUUGGUUACUCACGCAAACAGAGAGAGUUCUGGAUUUGCUGGAGAUCUCAACCUUGAGAAUGGCCAAAGAGGGUACAGAUUCCGGAUUCAAAGCUUGUAUCUGGAACGUCAGUCAGAACGUGGACAGACAAGCAGGAUCUUCUAAAACUGCUCUCGCAGCUUGUCUCACCCCUAAUAUGAUUCCGUGGGUUACUACCCGAGGAGGUCCAGUAACCGGUCGAGAAGCUCUUGCUCUUCAAGGUAUCCCAGUCAGAGAAUUACUUCUGACUAGUGAAAGUGAAGAUCAAUUGGCCGAUCUUGCAGGAAACGCCAUGUCCACUACUGUCGUUGGAGCUUCCAUGUUGGCAGCACUCCGAAUUGCCGUCAAUAAACUGACUGCUGGUCAAAACGCCAAAUCCGACGAAGCAAAGCUCAAAGAAGAAGCUGCAAUCAGCGAUGAUCUUGUUUCGAAACGAAUUGUAGGGGAAAAGUAUCUUGAAAGACACGAUUUGGAUCUUGCAAAAGUCGCCAAAGCGGAUCUCGUCGAGAUGCUCGAUUUGGCUGAGCGCAGUUCAAGACACUGUCAAUGUGAAGGUCAGUCCGGCACUGCCGCUCCCAUCGAUGAAUGUGCAGCGUGCGGCUACCGAGCUUGUAAAGCUUGUGGCGGUCGGCCGGACCAUGACUACGUUCCUUGCCAGAACAUCCGAGUCGAACCUACCGAGUUCGAGAAACGAUUCAAGGAGCUUUUACCCAUGCGAGUGCAGAUUGCCGGUUUGACUGAAUCAUCUUUGUCAACUGUGAGAGAAAAGGCAAAGAAACUCGGUAAAGGUACUGUAGAUGAGAAAGACUGGAAAUUGUGGACUAAAGCUGUAUUGGAAGGAGUUGAAGAUGCGGAAUUCAGAUUCCGAUAUCUUAAACGACAAUAUACGUGGACAGCGGUGUACGAAGCUCCUCAUGCGACAUUAGACCUAUUCUUGGAAGGUCAAACGCCCGAAUGGAGAUUGACCAUCAAACCUCCCGUCACCGAGACAAACGACAGUCGACUUCGGGCAUUACUCCUUCAUCCUGUUGCAAGAUUACGAUUCGAUACCAAGGGUCAGGAUGUGCUUUGUGGUCCAUGGGAACUAUGUGUACCAUCUCGACAAUCUUUCCAAAUCGAAGUCAACGGAAAAGGAGAACUAGUUCCUACCUGGCAAGCAUCUUUAGGCCUUCAGAAUGGUUUAGAGAAAACACGUCGAUGGUCCCAUUUGGAGUUCGUCCUCCCAUCAGAAGCUGAAACUGCUCUAGAUCGUAAACUGUCUGGGACUUACACCCUGUUGCCUAAAUGUGGUCAAGCCAACUCUUCACUUCACAAGAAAGAAGCCGAUCCCGCCGAUAAAGGUCUAUCUCAACUUUACUUCUUCCUUGAUCCAACGAGGUGUGGCGAAUCAGAAGAUGAUUCAUAUGUGUUCUCAAUUUCCAAAGAAAGGUUAGACUUUGGCACCGAGCGAGCUGUCAUAGCGGUUCUUGAGCCAAAAUGGAGGGAAAAUUCCAAAACUCAACAGAAAGUCAGGCUCGACGUAAGAGGUGGCUGGGUGAUAUGUGAUGAAGCUCAUCUAACAGCUGUUGGAGGAAGUGAUAUAGCCGUUGUCGAGGGAUCAAGCAAGUCAGGCUCUGUUCAUAGGGAUACAGCGACUUUUGCUAUUCCUCCUUCAGCAUCUUCGAUCUCAACCAACUUGUCUAAUGAUGGCUGUACACAUGCUUCAGCUUUGCUUGCCUGUAGGGUUCCUCUGGAUCCUGCUCAUUCGGAAAGUAUGUGGAGACCAGACACUUGGGGAGAGAUAGAUCUACUCCAUCAAGGUAAUGCUACAUUCGCAAACCUAGCUUGGAUUACGGAAAGAAUACCCGCAUUGGAUAAACUGAGCAAAUGGACCGCAUUGGCUGACGUCGAUGCUUCUGGAACCGCUUGCGAAAGGUGUGCACCCAGGCCCCCUAAGAUCCACUGGAUCAAGAAAGCCGGAACACUCAACAAGAAUGGUAAUAAGACAAAGGCUACCAUCAUCGCUUUCGAAGAUAAGCUUGAGGCAGGUCGCUAUGAGCAUGCCCUUAAAAACCGACCCGCUCCUUUCGUUGUCCAACUUCGACUAGAUAAAGACAUUGGAUCCUUCCGAAUUGGUCUCAACAUUGUAUCCCUUGCUCACCGUGCACUCUCCCGACUUCCUCUGAAUACUAAUAAAGGUCAAAUCAAAUUAUCCUGGAAGAUGACACCUGGUCAGCUGGCAGACGUGCCUGAGGCUCCACGAGUGUUCAUGAUUCCCAGCAACAAGCGCGAUCCUGAAGAUAAUCAGCCAAAGGGUUUCAAGCUCCCUCUACGAGUGGAACAACUUCGAUCAUUGUGGUGGAUGAAAGAGCAGGAAUCACCCACAGGUAAAACACAUACUUUCAUUGAAGAGGAAAUUUCAGAAGCUGCUUUACCAUCAUUAGGCUGGAGAGCCGAAGGAAAAGCUGAACGACCAGUCAUGGUACGAGGCGGUGUCAUUGCCGAUCAAGUCGGUUAUGGUAAAACCAUCAUUUCACUUGCUCUCGUCGCCGAGACUAGGAACCUACCUGCACCUGAACCUGCACCUGCUGGAUUAAUUGAUCUCAAAGCUACACUCAUCGUUGUUCCCGGACAUCUGAGUAAACAAUGGCCAAGUGAAAUCAAAAGGUUCACAGGUGGCAUGUUUACCGUUCUUGUUUUGCAAAACAUGGGUGAUCUUCGUUCGAAGAGUAUCACAGAAUUAUCCAAGGCGGAUAUAAUAGUAAUGGCAUCUGAGAUUUUCGAAAACGAUGGUUAUUGGGAAAGAUUUGAAUACCUGUCUGGACAACCUGAAAAUUGGUUGAAUGAUAAACAAGGCGGAAGAUUCUUCAAUGAUAGAUUAGAAACUGCUUUCGAAUCGUUGCAAGAACAAACUGAUUUCUUACAUUUUCAGGGAUCUGAAUAUGCUGUGAUGAGAUUGAAAGAAAAACAAAAGAAAGCGAAAGAAGACGCUGAACAGAAGAAAGAAGCUCAUAAGACUUCAGAGUUUGGUAAAAGGAUGAAAGGUAAAGCUUACAGAGAUAAAUAUGAUGACCAGUCAAAUGGGAAUGGAAAGAAGAACAGUAACAAGACUGUGGAAGAUAUUGAAAAGUGGGAAGCUUCAGAAGAUGAAGAAAGUGAUGAUGAGGAUGAGCUUGCCAGCAUCCCAGUCCCGUCCUUCAGAAAUGCCAAAGGAACAGAAUCCUUUGCCAGCUCUUCAGUCGCUACAAAUUACAAAGCUCUUUCCUGCCCUGUCAUGCAUAUGUUCCGUUUCCGAAGAGUUAUUGCCGAUGAAUUCACCUACCUUGACAAGAAGGCUCUCGCUGCCCUUCUGCGACUGACUUCAUGUUAUAAAUGGGUCCUAUCUGGUACUCCCCCAGUCAGCGAUUUUCCUGCUAUCCGAAGUAUCGCUGCUUUCAUGGGUAUCCAUCUUGGUGUUCCAGAUGACGCAGAGGGCAAUGCCCAAGCUCAAAAAGCUAGAGCCAAGGAACAAACUCAGGCUGAAAAGUUCCAUGCUUUCCGUGAAAUCCAUUCUCAAGCUUGGCACAGACGACGAGACGAUCUGGCUCAAGAGUUCUUGAAUGUGUUUCUCAGACAGAACAUCGCCGAGAUUGACGACAUCCCUACUGUCGAACAUAUACAUCACAUCAAAUUGCCUGCUUCCGAAGGUGCCGUAUACUUGGAGUUGGAACAUCACCUUCAAGCGUUGGAGAUGCAAGCCCGAAGAGAAACAAAAUUCAAAAACGUCACCCAAGGAGAUCGAAAUGCCAGACUGGAAGAAGCACUAGUCGAUUCCAAGACUGCUGAAGAAGCUCUUCUCAAACGAUGUUGUCAUUUCACAUUAGAUUUGACUGAUAAGAAGAGAGACGCGAAAUCAGCUCAAGAAGCUUGUGAACAUAUCACUAAUGCAAGGAGUACCCAACUCUUAGGAUGCGAAGAAGAUCUAACUCGAUCAAUCCACGAAGCUGUAGCCCUACAUUGCUGGAUCAAGAAGAAGGGUAUCUCUGCUUGGAAUGAGAAUGAAAAACAACAUUUCCAAGAAUGGGUAGAUUUCUCAAGUGAUCCAAAACAGCAUCAAGGUGAUUCCGAAGCUGCCAAUCGACUGAUAGCUGUUCUUGCUAAAUGUGGAAUCAAGAACGGAGUCAUACCCAGAGACCCCAUCAACAAGAAACCUGCCAAAAUUGAAAAAGGUGGUAAAGUUGAAGAUGUGAAAUGGCAAUUGCGAGAACAAAGUCACCUACUACGAAAAUUAUCCAAAGAGCUGGUUGCUCGAGUCAGAUCACUCCGAUUCUUCGAAGUGGUAAGGAAACUGCAGAGGAAUGGACCGGAAGCUAAAGCAGUACUAGAAGCAUCUGAAUGUGGACAUAGACCGUCAACUAACCCAGACCAAGAAAUGGCAGUCUUAUCAUGUUGUGGACAUGUAUCAUGUCUUGCAUGUAUGAAGAAAUCUGCCGAUCAACAAAGAUGUGUUAAAGGAGAAGAUUGUCAUUCAGCUGUUCGACAUACCAACAUCGUCAAAGUCAAAUCGUUGGGUAUAGAAGGAGAAUUAUCAUCGGGUAGAUUCGGAGCCAAAUUGCAGAAAUUAGUUGAUCUGAUUCAUUCAAUACCUAAAGAUCAAAGAGUUUUAGUUUUCUUGCAAUGGGAAGAUUUAUCAUCUAAAAUAUCAGAAGCUUUAACGGUUGGCAAAAUACCACAUGUAACGUUAACUGGACAAGUCAAAGCAAGAGCCAAUACAUUAGAUAAAUUCCAACAAUCCGAUGCUGGAACUUCCCGUGUGUUGUUAUUAAAAAUGAAUGACGCUUCAGCAGCAGGAUCGAAUUUGACAACGGCCAAUCAUGCGAUUUUCCUAGGUCCUCUCUUCACGAACUCGUUGUUGAAUUACAGAGCUGUUGAAACUCAAGCCAUAGGUAGAAUAAGAAGAUAUGGUCAGGAACGUAAAGUUCAUAUUCAUAGGUUAUUAGCUCUUGAUACGAUCGAUAUAACCAUUUUCAAUAAUAGAAGAGAGGAAUUAUUGGCAAAACCUGAUUAUGAACAGGUUCCAAUAGAAGAAUAUAAAGGUAAAAAAAUAAUUCCAUCAAAAUCAAAAUCCCAUUCAAAACACUCUGAUAAUGUACAAGUGGAAAUUAUAAGUCCAAGAAAAUCAAGAGCAGAAUUGAACUCAAGAUCAACAAACACAAUGACGAGUAGUAGUCAAGAAGAGCCAAUUGAGAUUGAUUAA